GUUCGAUAAAUGUUAUAUCUAUUUUUCUUAUUUAUCUUGAUGAAAAUAAAAGGCACCAAUUGACUUCAAGCGCGUAUCAGGUCGAUCUAUCAUGUACACAUAUUUUCCAAAAAACUUUAUUUAAUUAUGCUGACUUUCUAGAGACUUAUUCUAGCUCCAAGAUACAAAAUGUCACCUCAUUGUGGUAUCAAUAUACUCAGGAUAUAUCUAAGCCUAGUUUAGAAACAUCAACCUUUAUGGCUAUCCAAAGCAUGUUGUUUCGAAGAUGUCAGAGAAUCAAGAAAUUCUACAUUUCAUUGGCUGAAGAUAGCUCAACAUUUCUUUUAAUUCCCAGCUCAUGGUUCUAUUCUUCAGAAUUGAGAGAAUGCGAAUUUAAAUUUGUUGUUUCAGAUAGUCAAAACAUGAUUGUAUAUAAUUAUAUUAACUUAAUUUCUAUAAUGAACAAAAGAAUUCAAAUCAUUCGUAUUAUGGCUUAUAAUGAAGAUAUACCACCAGAAUGUCGAGAACCAUUCUUAAAUUUAAUUAGUGCUCAAACUGAACUCAAAGAACUUGAGUUGAAUUAUUUUAGCACUUCUAGCUUUACACCUUUGUUACGACAAGAAAUGCUGCAAACAAAAUCUCAAAGCCUUAGAAAACUAAUUUUACAAGGAAUCAAGUUUGACAAAGAUAAUCUUACAAAUAUUGCACCAAACUUAGAGAUUUUAUCAAUAAAGUGUUCAUUUGGAAAUCCUUUUGAGAGAGAGUUAAGUAAUGAAGUAAAAGAGGAAUUUAUUUUGUUGCUUAGUCAAAAUUGUCCAAACAUGACUACUUUAUGUUAUAUAACUGACAAUCUUAUAUUCUCUUCAACACUUAAAAUAUUUAAAAAACUUUGUCAACUUCAAAUAGGAGGAUUUGCUUAUUAUGAUCUUCCUUAUAGUAAUCAAGAUUACUUGCAAGCCUUAGUUAGAUAUUUGCCUAGCUCUUUAAAAGUUCUUAACUUACUUAAUGUUCAUGAUUAUAGUCAUGAAAACUUGGAUCGUUUUUUACAAGAUUUUGAUGUAGAAAGGGUUAAGUUAGAAGUUCUUAUAUUACCUUUUAAUAUUGAGUUUGAUCUACUUCCAAAUUUAAGAAAAUUUGUUGAAAAAGCCAAAAAUCUAAGAUAUAUAGAAUUAGUGAGAUCAGAAAAUUGCGAUGUAGAAAAACAAAAAGACAGUGAGAAAGAAAUAAUUGAUCUUUGUCAUAUAGAAUUUAAUCUUAUGUAG
Molecule: messenger RNA, 1241 nt
Organism: Dentiscutata erythropus
Lineage: Eukaryota; Fungi; Glomeromycota; Glomeromycetes; Diversisporales; Gigasporaceae
Source: the annotation of a GenBank genome assembly